GUGAAAGUCUAGAUCGAUGCAUUGUCGUGAUUUGGAUUGCUAUUUUUCCACAAACUGAACUGAUCCAUUAGACUUAUCUUUAGGAGAGCGAGCCACUCUAAUUACUAGCUCAGUCUUCGCCUGCCCUUCUCUUGAGAAGUGCUUGCAAGAUGGAGAAAGUGUGCAAAAUGAAUGGCGAGCUCGAGAAUCUGGCCCAGCUUUUCAAAUGCUCAGUUUGUUCUCACGUGCUCACGAAACCGUCCCAGCUACAAUGCCGUCACGUCUUUUGCUCAGAUUGCGUAAAAACGAUUUUAAGAAGCGAAAAAGCUGACGCUAAAUGUCCAUUAUGUCGGAGCAAGUUAACGCGCCGGGCAGUAAGGAUGCGAGACGAUAUUGUACAACUGAGUCUGGCUGUGCAGUACUUUUCAGACACGCUUCGUGAAGAAAUUCGUGGAUUACGGGACACUGGCAUUAUUACUGAAUCCGCUAAAGUUAGUGUCGAGAAGGAGGAAGAAGCAGAAGAAAACGACGAGAACCAAGUUAUUCCUGCAACUCCUAAUCAAAAAAGUGCAGAUCCAAGUGAGUCAUGUUCCAAAUCUACAUUUGCUUCUCCACUCCCAUCGCAGUUCAAUUUAUCAAUGGCAUUGGAAUCACAAAAUAAUGAUGAGAACAUUGAGAACGCAUCCUCCAAGAAAAAAUACGUCAUUUGCCCAAGUCGACUUAGACGUCAUGAGCUGGCCAAGAUUGUUGAUCUUUCUGCUGUCUGUGAUGGAACAAGGAUGGAACAAGAGUACUCAGAGGACGCCACUCACCUUGUCGUUAAAUUGGAGAAUAACCAAGUCCCGUAUACAUUGAAGUACUUUUUCGCCAUUGCUGAUAAAAAGUGGGUUGUUCUCUUUGACUGGAUUUUGGAGUGUGCUCGACAGGGUCAAAUGGUUCCAGAGGAACCAUAUGAAUGUUUGCGUUUCAUCACUUCUCCAAUCGGUGGCCUAAAAGCUCGAGUUGACCACCCUGAUAAGGUGUUCGAUAAAGUCAACUUUUACUUUCCAAAUGAGUUGAAAAGCAGUGGCGCAACUCUGGAAGACUGCACAAAACUGGUGGGCAAAAUGGGAGGAACAAUUGUAGAUAGCCCAUGUGAUAUUAGUGUCGAGGAUGGAUUGAUCAUAAUCGGCGACGAAAUUCGAAGCAAACAUCUUUAUGAAGAGGUUUGCAGGUCUAAAGGAUGGUUGUAUGUUUCGUGGACGUGGAUCAUUGACUGUUUACUGGCUUACACUAUCGUCCCCUUUACGAAGAAACAUUUGCUUAGAGAACGGGUAGUUGAAAAUGGCACCCCACACUUGCCAGAAUUGUCGGUUCCUGCUCCAGACCCAUGAACUUGUUCUGAUACUUUAGACAAUCACAUAUUGAUUGAUUUAUUAUUACAGCUAUAAAUACAUACGAUUGACUUUUGCAGUUUA
Messenger RNA from Folsomia candida, 1436 nucleotides. Its product is annotated as BRCA1-associated RING domain protein 1. The transcript is spliced from 6 exons. NCBI's taxonomy places the organism in Eukaryota, Metazoa, Arthropoda, Collembola, Entomobryomorpha, Isotomidae. Gene Ontology annotation, cellular component: BRCA1-BARD1 complex; BRCA1-A complex; plasma membrane. Gene Ontology annotation, biological process: negative regulation of fatty acid biosynthetic process; double-strand break repair via homologous recombination; positive regulation of transcription by RNA polymerase II. Bases 150 to 1352 code for a protein of 400 amino acids. The record is from RefSeq and is a predicted model, not a curated record. Gene Ontology annotation, molecular function: ubiquitin-protein transferase activity.